CACAUUGCUUUUUCUAUAUAUUCUUAUGGCCCAUAACCUUAUUCUGAUACAUUCAUCCAUUCGUAUAACAUCCCACAAAAUUUCAAGAAAACUCAGAGAGAAUUCUUGACGAGAAAGAAACCAAAAAAAAAAUAAAAUUAUGGGGUGGUUCAUGAGAGGAAGAAGGGGAGUGAGCUGGAGAGAUCAAACCCUAGAUUCAAUAGCUGCACCUCCUUUGCCUUUGCUGGUGUUUUUUGGUUUGCUGAUUAUGUUAAUGUUUCUUGCAAGUUAUUCACAUUACAAGGCAGAAGUGGAGAAAAGCAAGAUGAAUCUCAAGCUGCUAUUUUUUCUUUUGCCACUUUUGGUGAUUUUGAUGUUGAAUUUCAUGGUGGAUAACAGGUGGUGGUUCUACGCCGGAAUUUCACCACCAGCAUAUGAAACUGUACGUCAAGAGGGUAGUGCUCCAUGGGGUCUCUUGCUGCUGUUGGUGUUUCUUCUAGUUAUGGUUCAGUAUCAGUCUUCUAUUCAGUCGAGCUGGUUUCGUGCUUUUUAGUCUCAAUUAUGACAGUGGUGAAAAGUUAUAUUCUAACUACUUCGAUUGUACUUCAUAGUAUAUUCAGUACGUAUGAAGAUUCAAUCAAUUUUUCUAUGAUUUGUAUGUUUUGGUCAAGGUAGUGAAAAAAAAUUCCGUCUUUUUUUAUUUAAUUUUUUCUUGGAAUUGUUGGUGGUGUAGAAAGAAUCCUAUAGCUGCUGAAAUAAAGAUGAAACUUGUAUAUUUAAUGCGAUGAUUAUUUAGUUAGUUAA
Messenger RNA from Olea europaea var. sylvestris, 783 nucleotides. RefSeq lists its product as uncharacterized. The record is from RefSeq and is a predicted model, not a curated record. The transcript has a single exon. Bases 140 to 532 code for a protein of 130 amino acids. Lineage: Eukaryota; Viridiplantae; Streptophyta; Magnoliopsida; Lamiales; Oleaceae.